UUUUGUUAAAAGUUUUUCGUUACUUUCUAAAAGCUGAACAGAAUACCCUGCUUAAAAUUGAAAAGUAGUUUUGAUUUUCGCAAGCGCAUCGUAGGUAGUUGCCACAUAAUUAUUCAUUGAUCUAGAAUCGGAUAUAACACAAUUUCCUGCCAUUAACGUUGCAAUGUUAUCAUUGAGAUUUUUGUUGCAUUUCAAAAAAGUAAUCGCGAAAAACAGUUUUUCAGCCUUGAAAAACGAACGUAGUAGCAUCCUUUAUAUGAUUCUUUUUGUUGCAUGGAUCUAAUUGUGAGUGCUUGAAUGACUCAUAACGGGCUUUCUUUUGCUGUUUAUUUUUUUUUUUUUGUUGGUGCUACUCGAAUUUUAUAAAUUCUUUUCUUUCCUGCGCUUCGUAACACUCCCAAUUACCUGCCUUCAGUAUUGGCGAUCUUCCCCAAAUAAUAGAAAACCUAACAAAGUAUGGUUUUAAGGUAUGUUUCCGACUGUCAGUCUUCAUUGUUGCCUUCCCACAAACACAUACUACAUAUACACACACAAACGUCUGCGGUGAUAUUGCUACAGAUCAUUGAUCUUAGUCUUCACACAAGAAGGUUAACAAAUGAAAUGUUUGGAAAUAAGUGAAAAAGAAUACAACAAUUAAGUAAUAAAAUAACACCACUAAUGUUAAUGUUAUUUUAAGUGUAAAUUGCCAAUGAAUGUCUAAAGGUAGUUAUGUCAGAACGAAUACAACAAUACUAACAUGCUUGCAAAGUAAAAAAAAGCAAAUCAAAACCAAUCUCAAAAACAACAUGCAAUAAAAAGAUUAAAAAGGCAGGCAACAACAAUAGAAUUGCAAAGAAAGUAAGAAAACAAUACAAUAUCAACACGAUUACCAGGAACAACACAAUUUAAGGGAAAAUAACGUUCAAGUGAGUUUAGUCAACGAAAAACCUGUUUGACGGGUAAAAUGGCCUCGAAGCAUCAUCAUAUUAAAGCGCAGCAUCAACCGCAACCUCAACAACAGACGUUUGGUGAAGGUGAUCCUUUCAACUAUGAGGAGCUCAAUGUCAUUGGAACAGGUGCGUAUGGCACAGUUUACAGAGCGCGAGAUAAUCUUACCGGAAGAAUAGUGGCUAUUAAAAAAGUGCGCAUACCAUUAACCGAUAAUGGAGUGCCAAUGUCAACAUUGCGUGAAAUUGCCCUUCUCAAACAGUUGAAUGCUUCCGAUCAUCCGAAUAUUGUCAAACUUUUUGAGGUUUGUCAGUUUCUGGAACGGGAAGGCCAACUGAUGGUUUUGUUGGUAUUUGAACACUUAGAGCAAGAUCUCUCGGAUUUAAUAGAACGACUGCCUAAAUCUGGAAUGCCGCCCACUACUAUACAACGCCUUUCUCGUGAAUUGCUUACUGGUGUUGAUUUUCUGCAUUCUCAUCGCAUUAUUCACCGUGACUUGAAACCACAAAAUCUUUUAAUAUCUUCGCAGGGUCAUUUAAAAAUAGCCGAUUUUGGUUUGGCAAAAACAUACGAUUUUGAAAUGAAACUAACUUCUGUUGUAGUUACCCUGUGGUAUAGAGCCCCGGAGGUGUUAUUAGCUCAGACAUAUAAUAGCUCAGUGGAUAUAUGGAGUGCAGCGUGUAUAAUAGCUGAGAUGUUUUCGCGUAAAGCAUUGUUUCCUGGCACAUCGGAGGCGAAUCAAUUGGAUCGGAUAUUUGAAUUGACAGGACGUCCCAGUCCACAACAAUGGCCAAAAACAAUUUCACUUUCCCGAGAACAUUUUACAGUCAGACAACCGAAGCAGCCGCGAGACUUGUGCCCAAACCUGUGUGAAUAUUCAAAUGAUCUGCUGGCACAAAUGCUGUCGUAUGAUUUACGUUUACGACCCUCAGCAUUGGCCUGUCUAGAGCAUGAAUAUUUUCAACAAGAACCACUGUAAUAUUUAUACUUUAUUGUUUUGUUUAUUUAUAAAUUAAUUUAAGCUAAAAGAGUUAUAGAAACAAGAACGUAAAAAUUAACUGUUAGAUAUGUCUAUAAACGUGUCUAGUUUAGUAGGUAACAGCUCAAAAACAAAUAACUUAAUACAA
Messenger RNA from Stomoxys calcitrans (stable fly), 2054 nucleotides. RefSeq names its product cyclin-dependent kinase 4 (gene Cdk4). Gene Ontology annotation, cellular component: cyclin-dependent protein kinase holoenzyme complex; nucleus; cytoplasm. The coding region runs from base 944 to 1906 and encodes 320 amino acids. NCBI's taxonomy places the organism in Eukaryota, Metazoa, Arthropoda, Insecta, Diptera, Muscidae. Gene Ontology annotation, biological process: signal transduction; protein phosphorylation; G1/S transition of mitotic cell cycle. The record is from RefSeq and is a predicted model, not a curated record. Gene Ontology annotation, molecular function: cyclin-dependent protein serine/threonine kinase activity; ATP binding; cyclin binding. The transcript is spliced from 6 exons.